UGAGGCUUCCCCGCUGCGGCGCUGAACUUGCCCCUGUCGCUGUGAUUUUUAGGGCUGCCGACAGCUCCAAGCUGGGCUCGCGCCCCGCCCACCCCCCGGGCAUUGGCUGCGAACGCGGAAGAACCGAGCCCUUGCCCCGCGCCCGCACCCGCCAAUGGAAGCGCCCGUUCGGCUUGAUGGACGCUCCACCUUCCGCCAAUGGGAACGAAGGGAAGCCCGAGCGUGUGGCCCCGGCGAGUGCUGAUAAAAGCCGCCCCGCCGGGCUCGGGCUUCAUUCUGAGCCGAGCCCAGAGCCAAGCGCAGCUAGCUCAGUAGGCGACGGCGGCGGCCUGAGCUUCAGGGCAGCCAGCUCCCUCCCGGUCUCGCCUUCCCUUGCGGCCAGCAUGAAAGCCUUCAGUCCCGUGAGGUCUGUUAGGAAAAGCAGCCUGUCGGACCACAGCCUGGGCAUCUCCCGGAGCAAAACCCCGGUGGACGACCCGAUGAGCCUGCUGUACAACAUGAACGACUGCUACUCCAAGCUCAAGGAGCUGGUGCCCAGCAUCCCCCAGAACAAGAAGGUGAGCAAGAUGGAAAUCCUGCAGCACGUCAUCGACUACAUCUUGGACCUGCAGAUCGCCCUGGACUCGCAUCCCACUAUUGUCAGCCUGCAUCACCAGAGACCCGGGCAGAGCCAGACGUCCCGGACGCCGCUGACCACCCUCAACACGGAUAUCAGCAUCCUGUCCCUGCAGGCGUCUGAAUUCCCUUCCGAGUUAAUGUCAAAUGACAGCAAGGCACUGUGUGGCUGAAUAUGCGGUGUUCAUGGCUUCUUUUUCUUUGCACAACAACAACACAUCCACAGAAUCUUUUAAGUGCUGAACUUAUUUUUCAACCAUUUCGCAAGGAGGACAACUUGAAUGGACCUUUUUAAAAAGAAAAAAAAAAAAAUGGAAGGAAAACUAAGAAUGAUCAUCUUCCCAGGGUGUUCUCUGACCUGGACUGUGAUAUUCGUUAUUUAUGAAAAAGACUUUUAAAUGCCCUUUCUGCAGUCGGAAGGUUUUCUUUAUAUACUAUUCCCACCAUGGGGAGCGAAAACGUUAAAAUCACAAGGAAUUGCCCAAUCUAAGCAGACUUUGCCUUUUUUCAAAGGUGGAGCGUGAAUAGCAGAAGGAUCCAGUAUUCAGUCACUUAAAUGAAGUCUUUUGGUCAGAAAUUACCUUUUUGACACAAGCCUACUGAAUGCUGUGUAUAUAUUUAUAUAUAAAUAUAUCUAUUGAGUGAAACCUUGUGAACUCUUUAAUUAGAGUUUUCUUGUAUAGUGGCAGAGAUGUCUAUUUCUGCAUUAAAAAGUGUAAUGAUGUACUUAUUCUUGCUAAACUUUUUAUAAAAGUUUAGUUGUAAACUUAACCCUUUUAUACAAAAUAAAUCAGUGUGUUUAUUGAAUGGUGAUUGCCUGCUUUAUUUCAGAGGACCAGUGCUUUGAUUUUUAUUAUGCUAUGUUAUAACUGAACCCAAAUAAAUACAAGUUCAAAUUUAUGUAGACUGUAUACGAUUAUAAUAAAACAUGUCUGAAGUCA
This is a messenger RNA of Callithrix jacchus (white-tufted-ear marmoset), 1556 nucleotides long. RefSeq names its product inhibitor of DNA binding 2 (gene ID2). Gene Ontology annotation, molecular function: transcription regulator activity; protein dimerization activity. Gene Ontology annotation, biological process: cell differentiation; negative regulation of transcription by RNA polymerase II; circadian regulation of gene expression. The record is from RefSeq and is a predicted model, not a curated record. Gene Ontology annotation, cellular component: cytoplasm; nucleus. Lineage: Eukaryota; Metazoa; Chordata; Mammalia; Primates; Cebidae.